CUAAAAAUAAAGAACCCACAUCAAGGUCUACAUCACAAAAAAAGCGUAAAAACCAAGCAUUAAAUGGUGGAAAAAGUGAAGAUUUGUCCUUAUCUUCUACAUCAACUUUAACUAUGGUUCCUACAACACAGGAACAAGACAAUUAUAUCGAAUGA
Molecule: messenger RNA, 155 nt
Organism: Racocetra fulgida
Lineage: Eukaryota; Fungi; Glomeromycota; Glomeromycetes; Diversisporales; Gigasporaceae
Source: the annotation of a GenBank genome assembly